This is a messenger RNA of Neoarthrinium moseri, 1818 nucleotides long. RefSeq lists its product as uncharacterized. Bases 1 to 1818 code for a protein of 605 amino acids. NCBI's taxonomy places the organism in Eukaryota, Fungi, Ascomycota, Sordariomycetes, Amphisphaeriales, Apiosporaceae. The record is from RefSeq and is a predicted model, not a curated record. The transcript has 3 exons.
AUGCCCCCGCGUUCCAAGAGCAGCGAGACUCUGACUCUGACCUUCAGCCGCUGCCUCCUCUCCUGCAAGACCACAAGAGCAGUAAUUCUGCUGAUAUCGCUGCACCGCCGGAGCCAGUUCGACAGCGCCUCCGUGGAAAUGUGGCUCAUAAAUACGAAGACCUUGGAGCUUGAGUCAGUGACCGAUCACGAGAGGGUGGAGUAUGCUAUACUCUCACAUACGUGGGACGAAGUCGAGGUGCUGUUCGAGGACAUGUGUGACUCGGCAGCGGCAGCGCGUAAAGCAUAUAGCUUCAAAAAGAUCAAGACGGCAUGCCGCCUUGCAGAACAGCGAGGGCUUCGUUACGCUUGGGUGGACACAUGCUGCAUCGAUAAGAGAAGCAGUGCUGAGUUGUCAGAAGCUAUUAACUCGAUGUUCCGCUGGUAUAGGGAUGCGGCAAUCUGUUUUGUUUACCUAUCUGAUUUGGCGUCUGAUGGAAUGGCUGGCGACUCAAUCCAGCACUCUCAAGACAACCUCGCGUCUGGGCUUGUGGAGAGCAUCGAGCAGUGUCGAUGGUUUUCUCGCGGUUGGACACUUCAAGAGCUGAUUGCGCCAAGGCAUAUUAUCUUCUAUGACCGAGAGUGGAAAGAGCGAGGUACUAAAGAGACGCUGCGCGAACGAAUCUCUGCCAUCACUUCUAUUGAGUUGCGGAUUCUAGCACAUACUGCCCCCCUCGACUCAGUGAACAUCGCAAAACGCAUGUCGUGGGCUGCGAAACGACAUACCACUAGGCGAGAGGACAUGGCCUACUGUCUGUUGGGCAUAUUCGAUAUCAACAUGCCGAUGCUCUAUGGCGAGGGCAAAAAGGCAUUCCUGCGAUUGCAGGAGGAGAUCUGCCGGCGCUCCCGAGAUCUGACAUUGUUCGCAUGGGAACUGUCGCCACCACUUGAAUGUCAAUACCACGGCCUGUUUGCUCAACAUCCUCGCAACUUUGCCAGUGUCUCGGAUCUGGAACGAGAUGCGACAAGGAUGCCGUACACAAGUGAGCUGAGGCUGUCAAAUAAAGGCAUAUGGUUGGAAGGCAUGGAGUUGGGCCUCAAUCCAGAGGUCGGACUGUUUAUGAGCCUGGGCUGCUGCCGUAGCGACGGGCCAGAUGUGGCCCACAUUCGUCUUAUCAAAACCAUGGAGGGCUAUGUGAGAGUUGAUGCAGAUCGCCUCUUCUUCUCGUUUCCCAAAGAUCUUACUUGGCGUCUGCCGGAGGACGUGUACAUCCCCGCCUCCCUUUCCUCGGAUGAUCUACGGCGGUUGGAGAUUCAACCGACGCACAUGAUCAAGAUAGCAUCUUCUGAUCCCACAGCGAUCCAGGUGGUUGGAACAAUUCCGCACGACUUCUGGGAUCCUGAGAACUCUGCGUUUCUGCUUGCAUGCACUCUCAACGGCGUUGGCGACUACCGCGGGCUCAUGGAGCUCUCCAUAGGCAAAGGUGCAGUCCGCGCCAAGCGGUACCUAAUGUUCCAGCUAUAUGCUGAUAUGACUCGCCAAUCAAAAUGGGAUGGCCGUCCCCAUAUUGCCAUGAAACACAAGAUUGUAGAUGCACUCUCAACCCGUCGGCGUCUCGACAUUGGCGAGUGGUUCAAGAAGCCGAAGAUGAAUCGUCAGAUCCAAGAGGCUAUAGUUGAAGAGCUGGAGGUGAAUGACGGGGCUCCAGAGGGCGAGGGCUUCUUCACAUGGGAUUUUGGGACAGCCGAGAUCCCUGGUUCUCAUCUGUCAGUGUUCGUGGAUGUCCGUCAGACGAGCAAGUCCAAAGGACAAGCUUGGGCGUUUGUUCUCUCAUGCUGA